Messenger RNA from Ceratotherium simum simum (southern white rhinoceros), 2280 nucleotides. RefSeq names its product transmembrane protein 176A (gene TMEM176A). Gene Ontology annotation, cellular component: membrane. The record is from RefSeq and is a predicted model, not a curated record. Lineage: Eukaryota; Metazoa; Chordata; Mammalia; Perissodactyla; Rhinocerotidae.
GGGUGGUGGAGAGGACAGCCUCAUAGGGUUUCCCAGGACUGGUCAGCUCCAACAUCUCCCAGGCCACCCACCUGGCCCCCAAACUCUCCAGCACCAGAGCCUAGUGAUCCUCCGGCAGCUGGAAAACCCCAGAGGGACCCCUUUGCCCAGCUGAGUUCUGGGAAAUUUCGUGCUAAGUCCCACCAGUCCCGCCUCUGUCCUUCCCUUUCUGGCACUCCACCAACUUCCUCCUGCUUCUGCCGGGUCCUCACCUCCAGCUCAGAUCCUCCCAGCCCUCCCUACUCACACACUCAGCCACGGAUCCCUGAAGAGAGCAGACGAUGUCCACAGGCAUGAGGACGGUAGACCAUGGUGAGGUGGCCCCUGGCGCCCCUCAGCCCACCCGCAUCGACGUGCACAUCCACCAGGAGUCAGCUUUGGCCAAGCUCCUGCUGAGUGGGUGCUCCCUGCUGCGGUCCCCCUCCCAGACCCUGGGCAGCAGGCGGCUGCUGGUGGCCUCCUGGGUGGUGCAGAUCGUGCUGGGGGUGUUCAGUGGGGUCCUGGGAGGAUUCCUCUACUUCUUCUACUCCCCACCGUGUAACUUGGGAGCUGCCAUCUGGACAGGGGUUGUGGCUGUGCUGGCUGGAGCCGUUGCCUUCAUUUAUGAGAAACAGGGUGGCUUCUACUGGGCCCAGCUGAGGACACUGCUCGCCCUGGCAGCUUUCUCCACGGCCACUGCUGCUGUCGUCCUUGGGGCUGAUAAUUUCUAUGAGUAUCGCUUUCAUUUUAGAGACUAUAUCUGUGAUAUCUCUCCCUCGGGAAGCUGGCCCACCAUGCCCCCCCACACUCCGAGUCCAGAAGAAGUCAGAAGGCUGCACCUGUGCCUCUCUUACUUGAACAUGCUAAAGGCCCUGUUCAUAAGCGUUCGGGCCACACUGUUGGGUGUCUGGGUUCUGCUACUUCUGGCAUCUCUGGCCCCCCUGUGUCUGUACUGCUGGAGAAGACUCCGACCUAAGGAGAAAAGAGACCAGAAGAAACUGCUGGGAGUGAGCGAGAUCUAGCCAUGCCUCUCCCGAGGACUCAGGUCUGGAGCUCCUUCUGGACCGGGCGUCCCUGCAUCUGACUCCUGGAAGGAGAACCCGACUGGAGAAAAGCCCCAGUUAUCCUUCUCCCCCAGUCAUGGCCGUGGCCACUGCCCCGCCCCACCAACCGUCAUAGCGGCUCCCACCAUUUCUUGCUCACCUUCACCCACCUGACCCGCUUCAUGUGCCCUCCUGAGCAGUGAUGAUAAUAAAUUCUCAUGUCGGUGCUUCCAGCUUCUUGCUUAGUUAUUCCAGGGAAUUUCUCUUGGCUGAGGGAGGCAGUGGAGAACGAGCCAAUAGCAAACCUACAAAGCUCUUCCCACUCCCAGCCUCCCAUCUAGGACUAGAGUCGCUAGCCCUGAAAAUAGACUCUCUUUGAGGUUGGUCCUGGGACUGUAGGCCCAAAUGCCAGGGUACGAAGGCUGAAGGGAGCUGAGACUCUGAGCCACACCCCUACAAUUACGAUUUAAGAGGGUGAAUGCUUGGCAAUGUGAGAAUUGGAUUUUUUAUUUUGACUGUUUGGAAAUAUUAAAAAGAUAGAUAACAUAACACCAAGAUGCAAUCAUUUUGGAAAUCACUUUUUUAAAGGAAGAAUAUCCAACACUAUGAUGAAAUAAAACCCUGAAUAAUUGUCCCAUGAAAAAGACAUCUAAAACUGCAGGAUAAAAUAUGAGUCAGAUAUUUUUGUAUUCAUGGCUAACCUGAAUAGGCCAUAAUAGAAGUAGGAGCACGAAUUCAGAGAGCUGAGUCUUCAAACCAGUAUCUGCCUGUUUCAGAGUCUCACAACCACCCACACGUCCAGUGCUCCACUAGAAGGACCCACAGGAUCUAGCAUAUAGUUGUACUCAUGGCUAAGUUUUAUUAUGGCAAAAGGAUACACAGCCAUAUCAACAAGGGAAAAAGAUGUAUCAGGUGGACUCUGGAGGAAUCCAGGCACAGGCUUCCUACAUCCUCCCACUGGUGAGGGGCCACACAGUAACAUGUAUGCAGUGUUUCUGCCCAGGAAAGCCCGUUUAAGACUCAGAGCCCAGGGCUUUUAUUGGGGGCUGGACACAUAGACACUCUCUCCGCCUGCACAACCACUGCAAUUCAAGAUUCCCAGAAGAAAAGCAGAUGUCCAUCUGAAACCACACUGUUUGUACAAACAGUCAGGCAAGCUGAUACAGUGGAAUUCAGUGCUCCAGGCACACAAAACAACCUUAUCAGCACAGGAACACUC